Messenger RNA from Toxorhynchites rutilus septentrionalis, 4376 nucleotides. RefSeq lists its product as uncharacterized. The record is from RefSeq and is a predicted model, not a curated record. The transcript has 5 exons. Lineage: Eukaryota; Metazoa; Arthropoda; Insecta; Diptera; Culicidae. Gene Ontology annotation, molecular function: nucleic acid binding; zinc ion binding. Bases 122 to 4261 code for a protein of 1379 amino acids.
CGUCCGUGUUACAUGGAUGUGCAUUUCCUCGUGGUGACAUUGUUUUAAGUUUUCUGCUUCAAUAUUCUAAAAUUACGUACAUGCUGCUCAUUUUUGAAUAACUUAUGAUUUUGGUGAUACUAUGGAUUUAAACGAACACGAAAUAGCAGAGCUCGAAGAGCGACUGUAUUCUAAUAUUCAUCAUGCGAAUACUGAGCCACAAAAAACCUCAGUAAACAAUACUGAAAUACAACCGGCAAUGUUUCCGACACAAGAUGUUCCGGUUCGUGUGGUAACUGGUAAAUCUGUCGUUAAUGGCACGCGACGAACUAUGUCAAAAAUGAAAAGAUACUGGAGUUCAAUUCAACAACAGGGUGGAAGAUUGUCUUAUCCUGGGAUAAAAAGCAGUAAUAAGCGCUCGACUGAUACUAGAAUUGGUGAAAAGGAGGAUCUUAGUUUACCUGUGAAGAAAAGUAACUUUACUCCCUAUCAAUCAAUUCUGGCACCAAUGAACGAUGAGUACAUCGCUUGUGAUGAUUUGAACUCGUUUGAUGCAUUUAGUGCAGAUAAGCAAAGGAAGAAGAGAGCAAGUCACUUGAAGGAACAGUAUUCCUCUAAUCCCAGUAAUGCACGGAAUAAAAAGUUGGAACAAUUGAGGAAGAUAAGGACGAAAAAAGCUAAAGCACAAAAAAGUCACCAUAAAGUAGCAACCGGUCAACAGCGACUGGUUGCUACCAUUGAAAUCGAGUCAUCUUCGGAGGAAGAAGGGCAAAUUCAUUCCCCUAAUCCAAUCAAGCAAGAUUUGAAAAGCAACGAAAUGGCACAACAAGAUCUAGAGGACUCUGACCCCGAUGAAGUAGUACUAAUCCCUACGGCACCACCACCAUUAGUAUGUAUUGAAAGUAGUGACGAAGGAACGCUCAAAGAUGAAUUUACCCAUCCCAAGUCCAAGAAGAAAAAGUAUUCCAAGAAAAUCGUCACUCCUCGCUGUCCGAGUCCGUCCAACAGUUCUAUUAUGUCGGAUGACUUCAUUGGACAAAGUGACCGAACGCGUCUAAACGAUAAUUACAUUGAAACAAUAGCGAACGACGAUGAACUUGAUUGUUCGGUCAAUCGGACAGUCGCUGGUGAUCGCAGAGCUUUUUCUCGCAGUGAUAGAGCGCCUUCUAUUUCAUCGGAUGGUACUGUUGCCACUAGUAGUGACACUACUGAUCAGGAAAAACGCAAUAGUCUUAAUAAAGUUCUAUCAAAUUUGUCCGUCAGUGAAUCAAUUGAAAAGCCUCAGUCUUGUUCAACGCCAAAACAAUCAGUACUAUCUAAAAAAUCUGCCGUAACUCCCAAGCCACAGUGUUCCGCAACGGAGGAGGAUAGUAUCUACACAGCAACUAAGCCUAAAACAAGUAAGUCUGUGAGUAAUGUUCUCCCCAUCAACGAUACCUCCGAUUGCAGUGACCGAGAAAAUGUCACUUUGCGCUCAAAACGGUCUAAAUCCUAUCAUUCGGAUGCGAGCAGUACAAAAAGUGCCAAUAAAAAACGCAGAAAGCACCGUAAGCGUGAAUCUGAACAUUAUUCGGACGAGGAUUUCGCUGAUAUGCUCACCGACAUCGUUCAAGCCAUUUCUGAAAAUGAAGAUGAUAGCUCAGUCGAAGAACAGCCAAACGAAUCAGCAAAUUCUGCAUUUGCUGUCAUUCUCGACAAGCCACAGCAACCGGCAGGAUGUAGUGUCGAACUACACUGCGACAGUUCGAAUGAUAUUCUAGAUAUCAGAGAUCAGGAACCAAACACCAUCAGCCUGCCCCAAAUUGAAUUGCAAGAAAAGGUACCGAUCAAGGCAGUUGCAGAAGAAAGCAACGAUUCCGAAGUUGUGCAAGUAGAGUGUCCACCCCCACCACCAAUAAUCGAUCUUGCUGAUGACGAUAUUAGUGAUCGUCAGGAAAGGAAUCCGGAACGCAUCCUCGAAAGUUCACAUCAGAUAAACGCUGACCCGGAAGGCUGUUGGAAUGAUGAAAUCAGAAAAUUCUACAAUAGCUCGUGGAACUGUGAAGAAUUCAAUAUUUCAACGGUGAUGUUCAAUAUGCCAAGAUCCAGCAAGUAUUGGCCAAUCAUACAUAAGGAUAAAUAUCCUGAUCCGCCUAGGAAGGAAAUUAUUUGCAACAAUUGCGGUGAACGUGGUCAUAUGCGUUACAAGUGUCGGAACGCCCCGAAGCCAAGAACGUGCUAUAUGUGUGGACAAACCGGCCAUCAGGAGCCGCGUUGCCCAAACACGUUGUGCCUUAAGUGUGGAGAGAAAACGAAGAAUUUUCUGCGAGGUUGUCAGAUGUGUGCGCGCGAGCAACAUAUGACGUGUCAUCUGUGUGGAGUUCGGGGCCACGGUCAGCGAAGUUGCCCCGACAAAUGGCGCCGUUACCAUUCAACGACCGAGGACAACAAACCACUAACACAAACCUUCGUGCGCAAUCCAAACGCGAAGUAUUGCUGCAUCUGCUCACGGGCGGGCCACCAGGCACACAUGUGCAACGCGGCGAUAAAGAUCUUCGGCCAGCUGGUCCCGACCACGGAGGUGAAAAGUUACCAGCCGGUGUAUUACCAAAAUGAGCGCUAUCGUCAGCAGAAUGUGAACGACGGCGCGAAAUAUAAUCUCUUCAGUUACAUGACCGAUUAUCAGUUGAAUUUUGAUGAAAAAUUUACAAUGAAUGAAAACAGUUUCUAUCACCGGUUUGCUAAAUCGGUCGGAUUGCUCGAGAAGAAGAAACGAAUAGAGCAAAAACUGGCGCAAAAAAAGAAACGCGAAUCAAAGAAACGGAAACAGGUUGAUCGGGCGACGGAAUUAGAAUCAUCAACGCAAAUAGUACACGAUGCUACUGUCCUGGGAAACGAAUUGGAUACGAGCGCAAUCAAUACUACCCAAGGAAAUGAAGGCGAUGCAGUGAAAGCUACUAAUCAGGAAGACUCGAAUUACAGUUUCUCAGAGUUCUAUGAAAAAUGUCCAACAGGUGAAUCAACCUUAAUUGCGGAGCCUCUGCCGGAUUUCAUUCCACUGGUAUCCAACGACACUGCAAACGAUUCUUUUGCGCCUCCAGCAAAUGUAAGAGAACAAAUAACACACGCGAAAAUUUAUCUAACAAAGGCCCAUGCAAAGAUUCUGCUUGGUCCCACCGGAAGCACCUUUCUGAAGGAAGCUUCCACCAAUUAUGACCUGAAACUUAGAAUAAGCUUCCAGUCGGUUGGGAACGUGCUGUCGGCCAAUGGCUCACCAAAAAAUCAGGACAGCUUCCACAACGAGUUAGUUAGGUUUUUGAACGACGCAUCUCACUCGAAUGAACAAUUGAAGCAAAUCAACAACGUUCCCAAGUCCACCGAGAAGACGAUUCGUUAUAUUGUAGAGCAUCUGCAACUGCUCACAAGAUCAUACGGUAAUGUGAAUGUAAUGUUCAAACGAUAUCAGCAUUUUGAACAGCAAGGCGCUAAUGUUAAAACUUGUGACAAAAUUCGGCGCACAUUGAACAUUAUUCUGUUUGGUCAAUUCGGUAUGAGAGAAGGCCGUGAUCAUUUGGACAGAUUGCAAGAUAAUCUGAGGGCACUUAGAAACAAUCAAAACGUCAACGUGUCGUUAGCCGAUCGGGACGAAAUCAAUGAACAUAUUCGCUACAUUUUUACUUCCUAUGAUCAUGCCAAUUACACUGAUAUCAUAAAUGAGUACGCUGAGCUGCGAAAAAGUAAGAAAUUGAUCAAAAUCGACCCUGAAAAUCUGGAAUUGCCACCAGAUUCUCCUUCCAAAAAUAUUGAAACGCAAGACAAAGACAGAAGUUAUGCUAGCGAUGUUUCGUUCAGUGUAUCUAAGGAUUUGAGCUUUUGUAGUGACCCCAACAGUACUUUGGAUGGUACCGACACUCUCGAUGAUCUCAUUUUGAACGUCUCCGAACAACUAAUUGAUUCUGAUAAAAGUUUCGCAGAAUAUGCAGAAAAAUCAGAAUUCAACAGGAAGGAUAUGGAUAAUUGUCGUCCGAAGGAAGCUUAUCCAAACCAUCAAUCAACACCUAAGUCCAAAGAGCACACUCCCAAACAAGGCAAAGUGCUCCAUCUGCUGAAGGAAUGCCGUCGAAUGUUGGAUGUGCUCAACAUCACAUCGAUAACGGAAAAAUUCGAACGAAUCUGCGAUCAAUCAUGCGACGGUAGCAUCUCUAAAGCAAACUUCCGUACAUUGCAGGGGAUUCAUUUAAUCCUCAAAGGUAAGUUACAGCGAAAAAUGCAACACAAGAAGAAACAAGCGACUAAUUCGUAAUGCCGAGGUCAGAUGCAUCAACGGAAAUUAACUCACGCAUCGGAAGUUUGUCGUAUCUUCAAUGUUUUCGCUGACAUGUAUAUAGAUAGUAAAUAAUAAAAGGUGUACUUUCGUA